AAGGGAGGGAGAGAGGGAGAGACAGACAGACAGAGACAGAGAGGAGACGGCUAGCCAGCCAAAAUAGGGUCUUCUGGAAAGGUGCUGUGCCUGGAGCCAUACUGUAGGACCCUCAUGGAGGGGGCACAGGAAGGUAAGCAUGACUGCCGUAUGGCGAUGUGUGUCCAGGAACCCAAAGGUGUCUUCUGGACUUGUGCAGAGACAGGAGAGAGGAGCCAGCCCACUCCACAGCUUCCAGGCCCAGAAGCCCCACCCCAAAGGGGAGGUGGGUGGCAGAUGCAGAAGGGAAUGGCUCCCCUGUGUCCCCAGACACUCCUUCCCUGCCUCUCUCUCCUCCAGCCCCCCAGGGCAGUGAGCCGAGUUCAUGCCUUUGGGAAAAGGGGGAGCUCCCUCCGCAGAGACCCCAACCUGCCCGUGCACAUCCGAGGCUGGCUGCAUAAGCAGGACAGCUCUGGCCUCAGGCUCUGGAAGCGGCGCUGGUUUGUCCUGUCGGGCCACUGCCUCUUCUAUUACAAGGACAGCCGGGAGGAGAGUGUCCUGGGCAGCGUCCCCCUCCCCAGCUACAGCGUCCGGCCAGAUGGCCCUGGGGCCCCCCGCGGGCGCCGCUACACCUUCACUGCAGAGCACCCCGGGAUGAGGACCUACGUCUUGGCAGCUGAUACGGUGGAGGACCUUCGAGGCUGGCUGCGGGCUCUGGGCCGGGCCACACGAGCCGAGGGGGAUGACUAUGGCUCCCAGACCCCGCCUGCUGGACCCCAGGCUGGGGAAGGCCCUGGGGGUCCUGGGGGACCCCCCGAGGUGGGGAGUGGCGAUGAGGGCCGCAGCGCUGAGUCCCUGGAGGUGGCUAGGAUCUCUGGCAGGCACGGGGAGCUCACCCCCAGCCCUCCACCUGGGCUUAUGGAGCCCCCCCAGAGGAGCCGACAAAGGGCCAGGAGUCCCGAGCUCUUUUCUCCCCUCUCCCGCCCCCCUUCGCCCCUGGGCCUCCCCCGGCCGCGGUCGGCCCCUGCCCACCGGCCCUCUUCUCUGGCCGGGGCAGACGCCCGGCCCCACACCCCACUGAGCCGGAUCGACGUCAGGCCCUUCCCUGAGUGGGCCCCGGCCCCGAGGACCCCGGCCCGGCCUUCCACUCCCCGAGGGGCUCCAAGGCCCCCCAGGAGCCCCCAGCACCGGGCCACCGAAGCCAGGACCCAGGCAGCACCCGGCUAUCUGCAGUGGGUCCCCCGGCCCCCGGGCUCCUCCGUGGCCUCUUUGGCGGGUGACCCUCCGCCGGCCCCUCGCCACGCCGCCAGGCCGGGCGACCCUCUCGAAGCCCCUGCUGCGGGGGGACCCAAAGGCCGACGCUCAUCUGGCCUCCAGCAGCCCCCGCCGCCAUCAGGCCGCACGCUGGAUUCCCCGCUGCACCUCAGCGCCGACACCGACGCUCUCCUGACCAGGCUCUGCGGGCAGGACCGGCUCUUGAAAAGGCUCACGGAGGAAAUAGCCAGGAGCCAGGAGGAGAAGGAACGGCUGGAAGCGGCCCUGGAACUGACCCGCCGCGCGGUGGGGGAGCCCGGGCCGGGGGGCAGGGCCUGGGCCAGCCAGCGGCUUCUGCAGGAUCGGCUGGUGGGCGUCCGAGCUGCCCUCUGCCACCUGGCCCAGGAAAGGGAGCGCGUCUGGGACACCUACAGCGGCCUGGAGCAGGAGCUGGGGACUCUGCGGGAGACCCUGGAGGCCCUACUGCACCUGGGGCCGCCGCAGGCCAGGGGCUCUGCCCAGCAGCAGCUGUGGAUGGUGGAGGACACGCUGGCCGGCCUGGGGGAUCGGAGCUGGGGGCGUCCCCCGGGGGGCGGAGAUGGAGAUGGGCCUGGCGCCCCCCAAGGGCCCAAGGCUGCAGCCCCCCGGGCCCGGAUGAGCACCCAAGAGCAGCUGGAAAGGAUGCGGCGGCACCAGGAGGCCGGGCGGCUGAGGCCGAGGCCCCUCUCUCCGGGGGGCCAGGCCGGGCGUCCCUCGACCAUCCGAAGGCAGCUGGAGGCCGGCUCAGAGAGAGAUGGGCCUCUCCUGGACCCGGCGGCACAUGCAGGGGCUUCCUCGCUGUGGGCCCGGAGCUCCGGCUCCUGGAGCGGCAGCCGGCCCUACAUUCCCUCCCCAGAAGGGCACCGCGAAAGGGUCCUCAGCCUGUCCCAGGCCCUGGCAACGGAGGCUUCGCACUGGCAUAAGUUCAGCACAGGUCAAAGACUGGGGGACCUCCUGGGGACG
This is a messenger RNA of Gracilinanus agilis (Agile Gracile Mouse Opossum), 2235 nucleotides long. RefSeq names its product pleckstrin homology domain containing A4 (gene PLEKHA4). The record is from RefSeq and is a predicted model, not a curated record. The transcript has 15 exons. The annotation marks the transcript as partial. Lineage: Eukaryota; Metazoa; Chordata; Mammalia; Didelphimorphia; Didelphidae.